Toxorhynchites rutilus septentrionalis is the source of this 3725-nucleotide messenger RNA. RefSeq names its product integrin beta-PS (gene mys). Gene Ontology annotation, biological process: cell migration; integrin-mediated signaling pathway; cell adhesion mediated by integrin. The record is from RefSeq and is a predicted model, not a curated record. Gene Ontology annotation, molecular function: integrin binding. NCBI's taxonomy places the organism in Eukaryota, Metazoa, Arthropoda, Insecta, Diptera, Culicidae. The transcript has 8 exons. Bases 200 to 2731 code for a protein of 843 amino acids. Gene Ontology annotation, cellular component: focal adhesion; integrin complex; cell surface.
CGUCCCAAGAGUCGGUCGCACAAGAUUUAUUUUCUUCUCUCGGGCUUUAUCUUUAUAUCAGUAAAAUCUAAAAAAUGCAUUGAAAGUGAAAUUUUCGGAAAAUCAUAGUGAAGUGUAUUUUGUUUUAUUGUGUUUCUCGAGAACAAGGUUCUGCUGCUAGUGCCUUAAUUACGUGCGCGAUUUUCGAUAAUCGCCGACCAUGAUAGCAACCAGCAGAAAAAAGAGCCCGCGAAUGCUGCUCGCAGUGCUCGUCCUGGUGGCGACCUUGGGCGUGACUGUCGUCGACAGUCAAGCUUCCUCACAGUUGACCUGUCCGGGGAAAACGACCUGCCGGGAGUGCAUUCAGACGAGCAAUUGUCGCUGGUGCACCCAGGCGAACUUUACGAAACCACGAUGCCACGGUCACGACAUUGGUUACUGCCCGGAGGAGUACACGGUCGAUCCCAGCAACGAAGCUAUCACGUUGAUAGCGCGGGAAUUGAGUAAACCAUCGAAGGGAGGCGUAGCGAUUGCCGGCGGUGGCUAUGAAGCGGAGAUGUCCAGUAGCUCACAUUGGUCCUCGCACUCCAGUUCCAGCUCCCACUCGUCAUCCUCCUCAUCGUCUUCGUCGUCGUCCUCAAGUUCAAGCGCCAGUGGACAGAGCAUCGUGCAGAUUUACCCACAGCGUGUGCAGCUGAAGUUAAGAUUAAACGAAGUGUAUCGAUUAGGGGUGAAGUACUCCCAAGCCGAGGAUUAUCCAGUGGAUCUGUACUACUUGAUGGAUCUCUCCAAAUCUAUGGAGGACGACAAGGAGAAGCUAUCUUCGCUCGGGGCCCAGCUGGCCGACGAAAUGAGAAGCAUUACGAACAACUUCCGCCUCGGAUUUGGCUCUUUCGUCGACAAAGUGCUGAUGCCAUACGUGUCCACCGUUCCCAAGAAUUUACGUGAACCCUGUCCUCAGUGCGCGGCCCCGUAUGGUUACCACAAUCUCAUGCCCCUCAGUACGGAUACGUAUCGGUUCACAGAGGAGGUCCAGCGGGCGGCUGUCUCCGGCAAUCUGGACGCACCGGAGGGUGGCUUCGAUGCGAUCAUGCAGGCGGUGGUGUGCCGGGAUCAGAUCGGUUGGCGCGAGAUGGCCCGUCGGCUGCUGGUUUUCUCAACCGAUGCCGGGUUCCACUACGCGGGCGACGGAAAGCUGGGCGGUGUAAUCACACCGAACGACGGCGACUGUCACCUGGACAAGACCGGUCGGUACACCCACUCGACGAUCCAGGACUACCCGAGCAUCUCGCAGAUCAAUCUGAAGGUGAAACAGAACGCGAUCAACGUGAUCUUCGCGGUGACUCAGAACGAGCUGUCGGUGUACGAGCGGCUGUCGAAGCUGGUGGAGGGUUCCUCGGCGGCGAUGCUGUCCAACGACUCGUCGAAUAUUGUGUCGCUGGUGCGGGAUGAGUACAAUAAAAUCUCCUCCUCGGUGGAAAUGAAGGACAACCGAACGGACAGUCUGAUCGACGUCAAGUACUAUUCCCGCUGUAAGGGCGAUGGACCGCUGGUCCAGACGAGCAAAUGCGACGGCCUUAAGGUGGGCGACAUUGUCCAGUUCGAGGCACACAUCACCCUGUUGAAGUGUCCGGAGAACCCACGCGACUGGAAUCAGGUGCUGCAGAUCUACCCGGUCGGUAUCAACGAGAGUCUGACGGUGGACAUCGAGAUGCUGUGCAGCUGUCCGUGCGAGCUGCCGGGCAAUCCGGACUACAAGGAGUACGCGCCGGAGUGUAGCAACGUGGGUACGUACAAGUGUGGCGUUUGUGAUUGCGACGAGUUCCACCAUGGACACAAGUGCGAAUGCUCGGCGACGGAUAUCCACACCGAGGCUGGUUUCGCGGAUGCCUGUCGGCAGACGAACACCUCGAUCGAGUGUAGCGGGCGGGGGCAGUGCGUGUGCGGAGUGUGCGAUUGUGACAAGCGAUUCAACCCCGAAGAGGUGAUCUCGGGUAAGUUCUGCGAGUGCGACAACUUCUCGUGCGAUCGCCACAAUGGACUGCUCUGUUCGGGACCGAAGCAGGGUACUUGCUCGUGCGGAGAGUGUAUCUGCGCCGAGGGAUGGACCGGAGCGGCUUGCGAUUGUAAGGCUACGAAUGAAGGCUGUAUUCCGCCGAGUGGUGGUGAGAUUUGCUCCGGUCAUGGCACUUGCGAGUGCGGCAGUUGCAGGUGCAAGACAACGGAGGAAGGUCGAUACUCGGGCAGAUUUUGUGAGAAGUGUCCCACAUGCUCGGGUCGGUGCAACGAGUUCAAGCACUGCGUCCAGUGCCAACAGUACAAGACCGGUCCACUGGCUGACCCAGCGGAUUGUGCGGCAAACUGUACCCUUUUCACGCCCAUUCCCGUCCAGAAGGUGGAGGUUGACGAGGAAAAGGACGACAACAAGUGCACCUUCUUCGAUGAGGACGACUGUCGGUACGAGUUUUCCUACAACGAUAGUGGCGAACAGGUCGUUGUGAAGGCCCAAGAAGAGCGCGAGUGUCCGCCGAAGGUUUUCAUGUUGGGCAUUGUCCUGGCGGUGAUCGCGGCCGUCGUACUUAUCGGUCUGGCCGUGCUGCUGCUGUGGAAGCUGCUGACAACUAUCCACGACCGGCGGGAAUUUGCUCGCUUCGAAAAGGAGCGCAUGAUGGCCAAAUGGGAUACGGGCGAGAAUCCGAUCUACAAACAGGCCACGACUACGUUCAAGAAUCCAACCUAUGCUGGGAAGUAGAAUGGCUUCACCGGAAUGCCAAACGUAACGCAAGUGCCUAAAGUUUUUCUCUUGAUUAGGGGGCCAAUUUUGGUUGCCCCAAUGUUUGGAACAUAUUUGCCAAGUAUUUUUGCAUUUUUUGUGAGAGCUGACUCCAGCCGGGAUCCCCGCCCAACUGUCGCACGCAUAUACUAGUCCUCGAUCUUUCCUUAUAUCUGUCAUCCACGAAUAUGUGGGUUUUUUUGAAUAGACAAUUGUUGCGGGGGUUGUAAGUCAUUCUCUCGCAAAAAAAUUGUCGACGGACAAUUUGAUUGUGAUCUCGCGAUCACUGGAAAAAAAUAACGACAUUUGGUAUAAAUUGGACAUUUUAGCCUUUGGAUGUUUGAACAUAAGAAAAAAAAGCGCACACGCAUAUUGUUGUGGUAGAAACUUUAGACUUUACAUAAAUAUCAUAACAAAAUGCUAGUAAACGAAAAAACAAAAGCUAUAUAAAUCAGCAACUGACGAAUGCAAGUGUGUGGAGUAAAGUUUAGUGGAUAGCCCUGCCUGAGCAAUAUUUAGGUUAAAUAUGCGUUUUCUGCCAUUUUUUUUCGUUUAGUUUAAAUGGGAAAGAUUGUUUUUGUACUUAGUGAUGUAAGUUUAAAGUUUGGGCUUCGAACAGCACCGAAAACGAACAGGUGUUCGAUUUGAAUUGAGGGGCGAAGCAAUUUUCCUCCUCAAAGUUAUACUUUUAAAAACGUCGUGUAUUAACAGAAACUUAAUGUGUCUUUUUUUUCUCUCUGAGUUAAGAGUAAUAAUUUAUUUCGGCUAACAUUGGACAACCAAAACAUAUUAGCUUGUUAUCAAUGUGGUUAACACACUUUCAUUCAUGAGCGUAUUUCAUUUUAUAGUUCGAACAUGUAAAUAUACUUUUUUUAACUUUAGAUUUCAUUUCAACACGGUAUUAACAAGCAAAUAGACAAACAAAAAGAAGAAACGAUAUCUAAUAUAUAGAAAAAGUGCUAACGAGAAACAA